UGGUCCUAGAUUCUCCUACAAGGGGAAACAACCUAUCUGCAUUUACCCUGUGGAUGUUUGAUUAAAUAAAAAUACAUUAGAAUUGAUGUGAUGUGUUGGCAUGUGAUCAUUACUGAAGAUUCAGGACAGCAUUGUAACUUUAACUGGUGAGGGAUUUCAUUCCCUCCCUCAUUCUCCUACUGAGGUGGAGUCCUGUGUGAAGGCGCACAGGAUAGCUGUACCUUCACCUUGUCGCAACCAACAAAUGCAACGUGUUCUGGAGAUGGUUGGGGGAAUAUUCCAGCACAACCUAAAGAAAGCAGUUAUACCCCUCACCAUGGUGCUGAAUUAAAAUGUUUUACUUCUAGGGUCCCCUGUGUUGCUUGGUGCUGUAAAUGGGCUGACCAUCUAAUGGCUAUAAAUGGCUUGAUAUCAGCCAGGACUUGUGCUCCUGGUCAUGAUCCACCAACUCUUUCUGUUAAAUAAGUAGGGACAGAAUGGGCUUGACUGUAGUUCCCCGUCUCCCAGUCAAAUAGCCUGCCAGAACCCAGUGUCAAAACUCACAUUUGCAGUGUGCCGUCUUAGACUGCCCCAGUGGGUGACGUGUGGGCUGAGAUCAAGCAUGUAGGAAUUAGGAGAUGCAAAUGAAAACUUUGUAUGGGAUUUUAGGUUUGAAGUAAUGAUUUGUGUUCUGAUGUGACACUGUAUAAAUGCAAAUCUCUCUUACCCUGAUGCUAGUGUUUUCCUGCAACUGUCUAGCUGUUUCCUCCAUCAUGUUCGCUCCUCGUCAGCACAGCAAAGGCCCAAGUCAAGAGCUGAUGUCAUCCCAUCCUAAGAAACAUGCAGAGACUACUAUGAAACACAGACCACAAAGAUCGAUGUUGCCUUCUGUACCUACUAAACGGAUUCUGAUGCAUCAGCCCACAGUCAAGGAGAGAGUUCCAAAAGAUCUGAGACGCUUCAGUCGUGACAGUGGAACACUGGGUGAUAUAAUUUUUGACUUUUACGUGAAAAAUGCAACUAUGCCAUUGUAUUUGGAAAAUAUGUUAGAAGACACUGGUGACUUGAUGAAUAACAUAGCUAAGGAGGAACAUUUGCAAUCUAUAUUCGACCAAUCUGAGCACAGUGAUCCUUACGUUACCCAAAACAAUGGCAAUAUGAAUGGUGAUAGUCUCCCUUAUCUGAACAUUGAAACUUUGGGCAUAGAUCUUGAUCCGGUAGAUUCAGCAGACUUCCAUCAUGCUUCAUCUGAUGUAGAACGAGAACUGCAGCUCUUUUACCAGAUGUUUGAGGACUAUUUGAGGUUUAAAGCUCACAGGUCACAAAAAGAAAGAUCAGAUAUAAGGAACAAAAUAGAAACAACCUGUGAAAAAAUACUUAACAAGAAAGGAUCAAAAGAGGUUUCUUGGAAAGAAAAUCAAGUAGCUGUCACUAGAAAAUCUGAAGGCAUAUCUAGUUACUCACCUGAACAAACUACGAAUGGGUAUUCUCAGACAGAAAAGUCAACAGCCCUGAUUCAAAAGAACAUUUCUAAGCAGGAGAAAGAAUUUUCUUCAUUUGAAAGUCUUGUUAAAACAAUGCUUAAUGCUUUUCCCAACCCUUCCAAAGAGUCUCCCAUGCAGAAAAAAGAAACAGAAUAUAUCCAUAAUCAAUUGAAGCCAGGCUUUUCAAUGAAAGAGUCAAUCAUAAUUCAGAGUGUCGAGCACAUUAAUGAUGCGAUUCCAACAGCAAAGUUCUCCCAAACAUUGUCAACCCUGACUAAGUCUACUGGAAACAGAUCUCAGAAAUUUGACUCGCAUGCUCCAAGCACAGCACCUCAGAAAGAUUACUUCUCCGUUUCAGCCAAAAGACCUCAGAAAAAUGAAUUCUCCAUGUUGACCACAGUUUCCCAGCCAGAGAACCUUUACAAAUCAAAUACAGUUCCUCAGCAAGAUACCUUCCUCAUGUCAACCACAGAACCUCAGCACAACGGAUUCUUCAUGUCAAACACAGCUCCUCAACAAAAUAAUUUCUUUACAUCAACCACAGAACCUCAGCACAAUGAAUUCUCUAUGUCAACUACAAUUCCUCAGAAAGGUAAUUUCUCCAUGUCAGCCCCUGUUCCUCAGAAAGGUAAUUCCUCCAUGUCAGCCCCUGUUCCUCAGAAAGGUAAUUCCUCCAUGUCAGCCCCUGUUCCUCAGAAAGGUCAUUUCUCCAUGUCAGCCCCUGUUCCUCAGAAAGGCAAUUUCUCCAUGUCAGUCUCAGUUCCUCAGAAAGGCAAUUUCUCCACGUCAGCCCCUGUUCCUCAGAAAGGAUCUCACAUACAUGGCUUACCAACUUCAAAUAAGCCAUCUCACAAACAGGGUUCAGGCACAUCAAGUGAACUAUCUCCAAAGCAUGGUUCACUUUAUCCUACUAAACAACCUCAGAAACAUGGCUCACCUACCCCAACCAAAGUGUCUCAGAAACAUGGCUUGCCCACCGCAACCAAAGUAUCUCAGAAACAUGGCUCGCCCACCCCAACCAAAGUGUCUCAGAAACAUGGCUCGCCCACUCCAACCAAAGUAUCUCAGAAACAUGGCUCACCAACUACGAGUAAAUCACAUCAGAAACAUGUCUCACCCACUCCAACCAAAGUAUCUCAGAAACAUGGCUCACCCAGUACAACUAAAUCACCUCAGAAACAUGGCUCACCGACUGCAACCAAAGCAUCUCAAAAACAUGGCUCAACAACCAUUACCAAAACACCACAGCGAUAUGAUUUACAUACUUUAACCAGCCAAUCUCAGAAACAUGGCUCAUCUACCGUAUCCAAACCUUCUCAAAGACAUGGCUCACCCACUACUACCAAAGUGUUUCAGAAACAUAGCUCACACAGUCCAGACACAAGCCACAAUGUAACCAUGGAUGACAUUAAUACUGCACUAAAUUUGCUUCAAACAGGAGGCCAUCACCCUCUAAAGAAAAGCCAGUCAUUAAGCAUGAAUGCCACAGAAAUUAAUCGACAGAUCCAUCCAAAAAAUGACUCAAUCACAGAAAAUACAAGAACUAUUCACCACAAAGGGCUACUCAGAAGUUUGAUCAUUCCUGAAGGAGAUCUUGACCAUCAACAUACAUUUAAUCCAACUUUAAUCAUUGAACAAGUAUCCAGCACUCCUUCUGAUAAUCAGCUAUCCUUAGGGCAACAAUAUAAAGUAGUCAGAUUAGCACAGCAAGAUAAUCAGGAAUUGCCGCAAGGUCUAUCAGAGAUAACAAAGAAUUCUGACAUACCUUCUGUUGAAAAUUUAAUGAAAGAUUUGGACAAGCAGUUCUCAAAACGAAAACCAACUAAAAAUGACAUAAAUAAUAUCAAAGCUGCCUUAGAUCAGUUGAAUUUAAUACUAUCAAAGAGUGAAAAUUCUGAAGAAACUUCUCAAAGUACUACCAAAGAGGUAACACCGAAAAGAAAACCUUUCAAAAGAAAACAAACGCCAACACAGUCAAAGCAAAGCCAAGGGUUGAUUAAUGAAAUGAAUAAAGGGUCAGUUAGAGGUCUCUUCACUCAUAAUGGAAGUCUCAAGUAUGACCAUGCUGAACAAAAGAGGGAAUUGUCUAAUAGGGAGACACAGAGUAAUAUAGUCAGUAGCUCCUUGGAUAGCCAAAAUAUCCUAGGUCAAAAACAAGUAACAGGGGAGCUAAAACAGUCAAAUAAUUUGUUUAGGGGGCUACCAAAUUCGGCAUCGGAGCACCCCAAUGUGCACCAGCUGGAAAAGCUUCUAAUUGAAACAAAAAAAGAGUUUUCUCAAAGAAAUCCCACUGAAAAUGAUGUAGGGUAA
Molecule: messenger RNA, 3773 nt
Organism: Rhincodon typus (whale shark)
Lineage: Eukaryota; Metazoa; Chordata; Chondrichthyes; Orectolobiformes; Rhincodontidae
Exons: 5
Coding region: 690-3773 (1027 amino acids)
Source: RefSeq, a predicted model, not a curated record